AUGCCACCCAAAAAGAAGAACAAGUAUGCGAAUGCAGCUGCCAGAGGGUUCGCAACGACAUCCAUUCCAAAGGCAAAGCCAGUGGUGGUAGAGCCAGAGCCAGAGCCAGAGCCCGUUGUCGAACCAACAUCACCUCCACCACCAGAACCCGCAGUAGAAGCAGCUGCAGUAGAGGAGGAGCCUGAGGAUGAAUUCGUGUCGCUGGCCGAACGAAUUGAGAGUCUUUCGUUGCGCAAGGUUGACGCGUUCCUUGGACAGACCCAGAAGAUCAACGUCGAUACCCUGCCCGUCCUCAAGAUGGAAGCCAACCUCGAGAAUAACGUCAUUGGGUUGUUGAAGGAGGUCGAGGCCAAGGAUGCAGGUGCAUUCCAACCCAACGUGUACCUGAGCAAUGAGCAGAUGGUGUCAAAGCUUAAUGUCACAUAUCUAGCCCUGGUCCGCCUUGGGUUCGAAAAGGCAGAUGUCGAGGAAGCGCUCAGUCAUACAUACACAGGAGAAUCAGAGGAUGCCUUGGAUUGGCUGUGUAUGCAUCUUGACUCCGAGAAACUUCCUAGGGGCUUUGCUGACAAACUAUACCAUGACGAAGAGAUGAAGAUCUCUGUCCAUGCGUCUCAGCCAUUCGUCCAUACCCCGUCAUUACCAGUAUCUGCCACUAUGUCAUUGCCUCCAACCCGCCCACAAGAACCAGUUGUCGCGCCCAAGCCAGAUCCAGUGCCAGAGCCCACACCAGAAUCAUCUACAGGAAAAAGCGACAAGCAAUGGAUCCUGCAGGCCGCGCUUGCCGAGGACACAGAGGAGGAGGAGGCAGAGGAUCCGAAUGAGCGUUAUGUCAACUUCAAGAUGACUCUUACGGAAUUAACACAAGCACUGGCGGAUGCAGAGGCACCGGUAGAUCGAAAGACCAUCUCUCGGAAAAUCGACACUAUCAAUUCCAAACUGAACGACCUUGACCUCGACUUUACUUUCAACAAGAAGAUUGCGGAGCAAAUGCUGAAGCAGCGUAUCAUUGACGACAAAAAGAAGGCGAAAAAGUCAAAGCGCAAGAAGGAGAAGGAGCAGGAGGCACUCAGGAAGGAGAACCCUGCCGAUGACCAGGAAGGAGGCGACAUGAUGGGAUCAAUGUGGGAUCUGGAGAACGGGCCCAGCAUAACUACCCCUGCGGAGGAUCAACCACCAAUCAGGCAGCGUCAAAUGGCCAAUCCGUCAUGGAGUGGCGGGUCUCCCAAAGUGGUCUUGGCAGAGUUCUGUCGUAAGAAGGACCGCCAUGUCAAGAUCACGUACAAGAAGGCUCCUAGAUCAGUCCCUGCGGCGUCAAUGGCGAUUGUCACGGUUGUCUGGGGAAGCGGGAGCAUCAGCUCUGCAGAGAUGGUCGAUGAAGGGUGUGAGGAUAUGACUGAGGCAGAGAACUAUGUUGCGACAAAGAUGCUGUACGACUUGACCCCUCUGCCGCUCUACAGGUCGCUCCCUCCGACAUAUCGCGAUUUAUGGCUGGAAUGGAUUGACGAGAGGGAGUCUGCAGGAAGGUUGGCUAAGAAAGCGGUCGAUGGUGAUCGGUUGUCGUUCAUCAAGGCGUUGACGGCCAAGCUGCCUGAAAGGGCAAACCAGGGAGCUCAGAGCGCAGCGGAUCAAGUCGAGACUCAGGAUCAGGAUGUUAAUUCGGAGAAGGAUAAGGAAGUUGUCAUCACCCGUGCUGGAAGGGCGCUGCAGGAGAACUGGCAGCAGCGUUUGAAGCGCCCUAACCAUAUCAAGCUGUUUGAGAAGCGUAAGGAGUUGCCGAUCUUCCAGUUCAGAGAUCACUUGUUGACAUUGCUGGCGAGCAACCAGGUGUUGAUCGUUUCGGGAGAGACUGGAUGCGGAAAGAGUACUCAGGUGCCGCAGUACCUGGCUGAGUUCAUGCUUGAGGAAGGCUUGGGUGACCAGUGCGAUAUUGUCUGCACACAGCCCCGCCGAAUCUCGGCCAUUUCGAUCGCCAAUCGUGUCUCCGAGGAGUUGGGUGAUGCUAGGAACUCUGCAGGAAAGCCCAACACCCUUGUCGGUUAUCAGAUCCGCCUCGAGUCACGCGUUGCUCACUCCAACAUUCUCAAGUUCUGCACAACUGUAUGUCUCAUCAAGUUUGGAUCUCUCCGUUUGGUUCGUGGUAUCUUGCUGAGACGACUGGAAAGCGACAAGACCUUGAAGGGAGUUACACACCUUGUUAUUGACGAGGUGCACGAGCGUACCCUGGAGUCGGACUUUUUGCUGAUCAUCCUCAAGAAACUCUUGCCUCGUCGCCCCGAUCUGAAGAUUAUCUUGAUGAGUGCCACAGUCGAUUCAGCACGCUUUUCAGAGUACUUUAACGGAUGCCCUGUUCUCGAGGUGCCUGGAAGAACUUUCCCUGUCCACGCUCACUUCCUGGAAGACGUCGUUGAUGUGACUGGAUACACUCUGGAGGAAGAUUCAGAAUACGCCAUCCGUUUCCGCAAGGACAUCCAGAGCAAAGGAUCUGUCGAUAUUGCUGGCAAGGGAGCUAGCAGACAGACGGUGCACUUGCAGUGGGAGAACGACAUGGACGACCAUUCAUUCCAAGAAGCAGAGGCCAAGUUCAGCAUCACUGACGAUGCCUCACAAGGUCCUACUAUGGUCAACAGGACUAACCAGAUGCUGAACAGGAUGGACGAGAACAAGAUCAACUACGAUCUCAUCCAAGUCUUGCUCGAGUACAUUUGUUUCCCUGAGAACCGUCGCGUACAACAAAACCCAAUCUCAGACGAGCCACCACAUAUCCCCGACUCAGGAGCUAUCUUGAUCUUCUUGCCUGGAAUGCCCGAGAUCCGCAAGCUCUUUGACGCCUUGAAGGUGAACCGGCGGUUUGGAGACGAGAAGCAGUUCUCGCUCUGGCCCUUGCACAGUUCGGUCUCGUCGGAAGGACAGAGCCAGGUUUUUGACGUGCCCCCAGAAGGAAUCAGGAAAAUUGUCCUGGCGACUAAUAUUGCAGAGACGGGUAUCACCAUUCCCGAUGUCACCAUUGUGAUCGACACUGGAAAGUCCAAGCAGAUCAAGUUUGACGAGAAGAAGAGAGUCACCACCUUGCAGGAGCGGUUUAUUGCCAAGGCGAACGCUCGUCAGAGACGAGGACGUGCUGGACGUGUUCAGGAGGGAGUCUGUUUCCAUAUGUUCUCCAAUACGACGUUUGAGGAGUACAUGCCUGAGUACCAGAUGCCCGAGAUCAUGCGGAUGCCUCUGGAGGAGUUGUGUCUGAUGAUCAAGAUGUGCGAGCUGGGAGACAUUGCCGACGUUUUGGGCAGAGCCUUGGAUGCACCGCCAGCUAAGGCCAUCGAGAACGCCAUUCAAGCACUUCAGGAUGUCCGCGCAUUGACUGCGGCCGAGGAACUGACACCGCUGGGCAUCCAUCUCUGCAACCUUCCCGUGGAUGUCCAUAUCGGUAAGAUGAUUCUCUUUGGGUCCAUCUUCAAGUGCCUUGAUCCAGUCCUGACUGUCGCAGCUAUGCUUAGCUUCAAAUCUCCCUUCGUGACACCUUUCGGAGCUGAGAGCGAGGCAGAUGCGGCCAAGGCGCGUUUCAAGCUGGCGGAUUCGGACAUGCUGACGUGGUACAACGCGUAUCUGGGAUGGCGUCAAGCGUACCAGGCCAAGCCUAACGGGAUUUACGACUACUGCAGGAAGAACUUUUUGAGCCACCAGAACCUGUCGAUGAUCGAGGAUAUGAAAAAGCAGUUCUUGGGCUUCUUGGUCGGCACAGGAUUUGUCCGAGUCGACGGCGAUACCAAGCGGGAGCUGAACAGGGAGCGGUUUAAUCACCGGAUCUCGUUCUGUCCUGUCAUUGAGCAGUAUAAUGUCCACCAGCGGUCGAUCCCGGUGCUGAACGCGGCCAUCACGGCAGGAAUGUAUCCCAAGGUGAUGUUGCGUAACGACACGCUCAAGGCCUACGUAACUGGGCCUAAGCAGGAGACGGUCUACAUCCAUCCGUCCUCAGUCAACUUUGCCAAGGGUGGAGCAUCAGCUGCUGCUACGGGGCCGGAUGUGAGUCCUUGGUUUGUGUUCAACAGUUUAGUCAAGUCCUCGAGGAUGUAUGUCUGGGAGAGUUGUCGUGUGGGCCAGUUCCCGCUGGUGCUCUUUGGAGGCGAGUUAUCUGUGAAGCAUCACGCCAAGCUGGUUACUGUCGACAAGUGGAUCCAGUUCAAGUGCCAUGCCAAAACUGCCGUCGUCUUGAAGAUGAUGCGCGAGGAGCUGGACAAGAUUCUUCAAAAGAGGAUCGAUGAGCCUGAAAUGGGCACGACUGAAAGAGAGGAGCGCUGGUUGGAGAUGAUGGUGUCAAUCCUCGAGGGCGAAGACGAUUCCUUGCGGUACGAGGACAAGGCCGCUCAGCAGCGACACAAGAAGGAAAACAACGUGUUCUUAGCAUAG
Molecule: messenger RNA, 4401 nt
Organism: Linnemannia hyalina
Lineage: Eukaryota; Fungi; Mortierellomycota; Mortierellomycetes; Mortierellales; Mortierellaceae
Source: the annotation of a GenBank genome assembly